This is a messenger RNA of Carassius carassius (crucian carp), 1097 nucleotides long. RefSeq lists its product as uncharacterized. Bases 156 to 524 code for a protein of 122 amino acids. The record is from RefSeq and is a predicted model, not a curated record. The transcript has 8 exons. Lineage: Eukaryota; Metazoa; Chordata; Actinopteri; Cypriniformes; Cyprinidae.
CAUCACAGCCCUGUCAAAUGAGCACGGGGGUUAAGACAGCCAGGAAGUGCCCAUUCCACAAGGAAAGUUGACAUAGGAGCUCAUGUGAGAAUAGAGACAGUCAUAAGCGCACGUGAACGAAACCUCCAGCACUGGACUAGAAUUUGAAUAAGAAGAUGCUGCGUUUACUCUUUCUGUUUUUGAUUCUUGGAGGUGCAGCUGCAACAUCAGAAGACACAGAAGGAAAUUCUUCAGGAGAUGUCAUGGGUGACGAUGAAGACUAUAUCUUAAAAGGGAAAACAUUGCCUAAUGUAUACGCAGAUCCUGUAAAAAUUCCUAAACCAAGUCCUGGAUCAGAUAAAUCCACAGGAGAUGAUGAAGCUAAUGAAGGUGGAACAUUGGUAAUCAUCAUAGCUGCGGUUAGCGUCAUCGUUCUGGCCAUUGGAGGUAUCGUAGCUAUUGUCCUCUUCAGACGCUACUUGCUAAGCCGGGAACAGGGGGCCUACUCUGUGCCAGCAGAGCAAGGACAGAAAGCUGCUGUCUAACCACGAGGGCCUCUUCAUUUCCUCUCUCCACUGGAUCCUUUCAGGGAUGAGCUGCAAGCAUGCGAUUUCUCAUCCGAACGUAGUGGAUUCUAUAACGUCAGUAGACGAGAGUGUGUUGCUAUCAUAAAUUUUCUAUGAACUGUUUUUAAAAGCACAAUGUAUACCGUGUUCAUGCACACAUGCCAUAUGUUGCACUCACAGAGAAAGUCCUUUGACUGUGGAGUACAGCUCAUUAGGGACUUUUUCCUCUUCACCUGCAAUUACUUUUUAUUUAAAUCAAGUUCAAAUCAUUUUUUGAAACUGUGCAUAAAAGUGUGUAAUAUUUUCCAUCUUUUACUUUCACCUUAAAAGUAAGCUAUUCAUAGUUUUUUUCCAAAUAUCCAAAUAUAAACAAACACUGUGGCUCUGGUUUAUUUGAGCAAACUGAUGCAACAACAUUGGUUCAGCCAAUGGCGUGAGUUUGGGGCGGGACUACCUAAUUAACCAGCCAAUGGCAGACAGUGCCACAAAUCAUGAACUGCAGCUUUAAGCAAACAUCCUCCCUAUUUCCCCUUACAAUCCUCUAAUGUAAGC